This is a messenger RNA of Paramuricea clavata, 4092 nucleotides long. The record is from the annotation of a GenBank genome assembly. Lineage: Eukaryota; Metazoa; Cnidaria; Anthozoa; Malacalcyonacea; Plexauridae.
CUGAAACAUGAAGCUUAAACUCCCUAGUAAACUUCUUGCACAAAAGGAUACAAUAAUGUACAAUAAUUAUUAUGGGUUAGUAAUUUUAGCUCUACUGUCUGUAUUUUAACCAGCAUGUCCAGGCAUGGAAUCUGGCCAACUAGCGUGUUUUGGUAACGGACAAUGCUAUGAUUCAGUUGCUGGAAAUGGGACAUGUCAAUGCAAUGUAAGUUUAUGCUUGAGAAGAUUUUACAGUGAUGACACAACACCAUGAACAUUGCCAUCACUAUCAUCACAAAGACAAGACAAGACAAGACAAGACAAUUUAUUUGAACCCACUUUUUACAUUGGUUUUAUAUCAUCAUCAUCAAGUGAACACAAUACUACCAUCGUGAACAUUAUAAUUAUCAACAUCAUCAUCAAUAUCAUCAUCAAUAUCAUCAUCAAUAUCAUUAUCAACAUCAUUAUCAACAUUAUCAUCAUAAACAACAUUAUCAUCAUCAACAUCAUCAUCAUCAAUAUCACAAUCAAGAUCAUCAUCAAUAUUUUCAUCAUUUAUUAACACCAUUAUCAUCACCAUCAUCAUCAACCCCAUAAUAAACGUCAUCAUUCAUCAUUACUAUCAUUGGCAUUACCAUCAUCACCAUCAUUAACACUAUCAGCAACAUCAUCACCAUCAUCGUUAACACCAUAAUCAACACCAUCGUCAUUGACACUGUCAUCGUUAUCAUACCAUCAUAAAACAUAAUCACCAUCAUCAUCAUUAACACUGUAAUCAACACCAUAUCAUCAUUGACACUAUUGAUCAUCAACAUCACACCAUCAUAAAAACAUAAUCAAUACCAUCAUCAUCAUUAACACCAUAAUCAACACCAUCAUCAUUGACACUGUCAUCAACAUCAUACCAUCAUAAAACAUAAUCACCACCAUCAUCAUUAACACUGUAAUCAACACCAUAUCAUCAUUGACACUAUUGAUCAUCAACAUCACACCAUCAUAAAAACAUAAUCAACACCAUCAUCAUCAUUAACACCAUAAUCAACACCAUCAUCAUUGACACUGUCAUCAACAUCAUACCAUCAUAAAACAUAAUCACCAUCAUCAUCAUUAACACUGUAAUCAACACCAUCAUCAUUGACACUAUUGAUCAUCAACAUCACACCAUCAUAAAAACAUAAUCAACACCAUCAUCAUCAUUAACACCAUAAUCAACAUCUUUAUUAACACUACCUGUAUCAUUAACAUCAUCAAUUUCCAACAUACAGUAGUUACCAUACAAUUUUAAAAUAUUCUUGUAUUCAAUUGUAAAUUUAGGCAGGUUUUGAGGGGUUUGCUUGUGAGCUAUGUACUAAUAAAUCAAAAUUUGAUGUCAAGUGUGGCAAAGGUAAAUAAAAUAUACAGUAUGAUCAUUUAAGGAUUCAAUGAAACAUGGAAAACCAUUGCAGGCAGUAUUCUGCAAUAAGCUGCUGUGGUUUGAAUCUAUUAAGCAGUAAUCUCCUGGGGCCGGUUGUUCAAAGGUGGGUUAGCGCUAACUCUGGGUUAAAAUUUAACCUGCUGUUUUAGUUUAUAUAUCUCUGCACGUCUGUUUAUUUCAAAACUUCAGAGAAGUAAUCUCCUAUCGAUCCAGACAAGACUCCUAUCGAUCCAAAUUUAUAGACAAGCUGUCAGGAAGUUUGCUUUGAAUUUUAGGUUAACCUUGUGUUAAGCUAACCCAGCUUUGAACAACCGGCCCUUGUUAUUAUUUUAUUAUUACCAGUACGUUUCAAUUUCUAGAUUGUACAUGCAAACAUGGCGUUUGUGACAGCGGCGUUUUGGGAGUUGGUACAUGCACACCUUUCAGUUGUAAACGAGGUUAUCAUGGGAAAAAUUGUAGCAAAUGUAAGAUUCAAGUCUGGUUUCCAUAUGGUCGUAACGGUCGUAAAGAUUAAGUCACGAUCUUUCUCAUCGGCGGAAGGACAACAUUUUAGAACUGAAAAUACGCGGAGUGAUUAUAACUAGAGAAUACUUAUGAUUUAUAUGUGGUUUACAGGUAUAAACUAUUAUAAACUGGCCGUUGAGAAAGAUCGUGACUCUAUUUUUACGAACAUUACGACAAUAUGGGAACCAGGUUUUAGUGUCGUUGUUGUCGUUGCUGUUGCUGUCGUCGUUGUUGUUGCUGUCGUCGUUGUUGUUGUUGUUGUUGUUGCUGUUGUUGCUGUUGUUGUUGAUGCGAGUUUUUUUGCGUUGUUGAUGUUGUUGCUAUUUAUUGUUGUUGAUGUUGUCGCUGUUGUUAUUUUCUGUAGUCAAAUCUCUCAAUCUUAUUUAUUCACUAUCAGGGCCUAUCAGACAAAUUCGGGUGUCCAGGGCAACUUUUAUUUCGGGGCCCCUAUUUUUCCCAAAAAUGUUGGCGUAAAAACUCUUUGCUCUGACGGGCACUAAUUAUAGGGCUCUUUCCAUUAACACGGCCAGACCGGUCAGAACGGUCAAACUGUGGAAUGAAACACAAAACGUUUGAGCUUUGGACCUACUGUAUCUGACCGGAAAAUUUAGAUAACAUUAGAAUGAGGUCCAUUUUCGCUAGAUAUUUGAGAAACAUACGCCAGAUCUUUCCAUUGAUACAGAGACAAAAAUUCGGGUCUGACCGGACCCAGGCCAUUAAAUGGAAAGCGCCUUGAUUUCUAAGUCGUUUUAACUUUCAAUUACUGUAGAAUUUUCAUGUACAAUUUAUGCAGUUUUAACAUGCUCGCACGAUUACAAUGCAUUGUAUAAACUCCCAGAGGUAAUGAAGUUUGGGUGUUUACAACAGAAGGGUGAUUUCUAAAAAGUUACUUUUUUUGUAAUAAUGAAAAGAAUGAACAUUAUUUUCUCAUUGUGAGAACUGUAGGUUGACCAACAUCUGCUGCGCGAUAGUGCUUAGUGAAACAGUGGUGGAUCCAGCAAGGUUUUUUUAUCGGGGCGAGGCGAGCAGCCUACUGUCAUAAAAGCACAUCUGGUAGUUUCUUGCUUAGAAUUUUUUUUAUUUAUUUUUUAUUAACUUAACAAUCGCACGAUUGAUGGAAAGGACAACAGAACUAUUUGUUCCUGAUUAAGUCCCACGAAAAUUUACAGAUACGUUGAAUAAAUAUAAUUUAAUAAUUAUAGAUACCCGAUUAUGAAUAUAGAUGCCCGAUUCUCUUGAUAUACUGUGAUUGUGAAAGACAAAAUGGAAGUUUUUCACAUUGAAAUAUUUGAUUGCUUUUGUAAUUUUCAAAUACUUAUAAUGUUCGUGGCAAAAUCAAGAAUUUACUUUAUUUAAUCAAAGUGUAACUGCAAAAAUGAUUAAUAUUGCCUAUUGGACUUAGUAUUUUGAACUAGUGAUGUGGUACUGCCUUCAAUUCCAAAACUUAAGUUUGUACGAAGGCGCUGUUACACUAAGCAACUUGUCUCGGAACUUGUCUCACAAUGUUGACAAAAAAAGAUUUCAGCAUUGCAUUGCAAAUGAUGUUACACAAAUGAAUGUGUUCCAUGCAGCUUGCAAUGAUCAUUAUUAAAAAUAGUAUAAAAACCGCGAGUGCUAACGUUUGGCGCCAUAUUGUAUGUCAAAAACCAAUAGGAAGCCAUCCAGUGUAUAAACAUUGUGAGACUAAUUGCAAGAGGGAUGUUACUGUGCAAUGCUCUAGAAAUGCGUUGCCGCAAUCGUUGCAAAAAGUAGAACCUGAUUCUACUUCGUGCGCAAUGGUUGUUGCAACAAAAAUAUUGCGAGACUUGUUGAUUGCGAGGAAUGAUCAUAGAAAUACAAUAGACAUAUGAUCAUAGAAAAUUCUAUUGGGAUGAUACACCUUGCAAUUUCGCGUGCAAUUUGUGUCGCAACAAAAUUGCGAGACGAAUUGCGAGACAAAUUGCAUAGUGUAACAGCGCCUUAAGACUGACAACAAACUUUGAAUACCUCGCACAUUUAAAAGUAAGAUUUUGUUUAAUUUUUUGCACACCCCUUACAAUACAUGCACUCCCUCUAUAAAUCAACCACUGCAGUAAAAUCCACCUGAACAAUAUACAAUAAAUUAUUACUCUAUUUUCAACAGAUGCGAAAAGCUGUGAUAUUAAAAAAUGUUCCAAGAAUUCACAUUGCUACAAGAAUAAAAAUACCAUGUUGUG